Messenger RNA from Stegodyphus dumicola, 1032 nucleotides. RefSeq lists its product as uncharacterized. The record is from RefSeq and is a predicted model, not a curated record. Lineage: Eukaryota; Metazoa; Arthropoda; Arachnida; Araneae; Eresidae.
UAAAGAUUUACUUGGAGACUCAGUAAAAGGAACGUUUUAUGCACAAGAGUUGCAGAAAGUGAGACUGAAAGAGGAAUAUCGCAUUGAAAAAAUUUUAAAGAAACGUAUGCGUAAGAAACAGACAGAAUACUUUGUAAAAUAUCGCGGUUAUCCCGACAAAUUCAAUCAAUGGAUUCCAGCUUCUAAUUUACUCUCGAUAUAAAGUGUGAGAAAAUAUUGUAUCCGAAUCAUUUGUGAAAAUGAGUUUCUACGUAACACUUCCGAGCGAUAGCUCUAUGAAUUAUUUCCCCGAAAAUAAAAUUUCACAUUUUAUAACACGUUUACCUGUUCCCAUUGAAUUAAAAGGUAUGUGGGAAGUUGGUUUGGUUGAAUUGCUAUAUCCGCACACAUGGCACAAUGUGAAUGCAGACAAUAACUUAAUUGGAUUUGUUUUAGAGAAAGAUGGUGAAAUGUUAGGUCGUAGAUUACCUCCAGGAUGUUAUGAAACAGUACCUGAUAUUUUAAAAGCUAUUUAUAUUAAAGAACAUCAAAACAAAAUAAUUUUUAAUUAUAACCCAGUAACAAAACGAGUGAAAAUCAAAGUGAAAAAUAACGCUAAAGUGAUUUUACAUGAUGGGUUAGCACAAAUGUUAGGUUUUGAACCUAUGGAAAUUACAUCUACAGAUGAUAGUUCCGAAACUGUUGUAGAAAGUCCUUUUGCAGCCGACCCCUGUGCACAUUAUCGUGUAUUAAUGAUAUAUACGGAUAUUGUAGAACCUCAAAUCGUAGGAGAUGUUUUAGCUCCUCUUCUUCGAAUUGUAAGAGUAACUGGUAGCGAUGGAGAAGUGGUGAGUGCACUAUUUGAUAGACCUCAUUAUUUACCUGUGAAUCGGAAAAUGAUAGACACUUUGGAAAUCGAUAUAAGAACGCAUAUGGGAGCAUUUACGCCAUUUGAACGAGGAAGGUCAUACGUGAAACUUCAUUGUUAAAUGAUGUAUCACAAGGACAAGAUGUAAAAGAGGCUGCUAAGCGUCGACUGAAAGAAGCCGGAAA